UUGAAAGUCGGUUUCGGAGACGGCCGCGCACUUUUAGACGGGAGUUUCGUUUUGAGCGCAAGCAAUGACGAUGCCUUCCGAAAAACCUGCAGGAUUAAAUCACGGAAUUGGUGAAAGCAGAAGAGCUUCCAAACCGCUGAUAGAAAAAAGACGAAGAGCUAGAAUUAACCAGAGUUUGGCAGAGCUAAAAUCCCUCGUCGUCGAUUCUAAAAAGGAAGUUCAUGCCCAGAAUACAAGGCCUCCAAAGUUGGAAAAGGCAGAUAUACUGGAAUUGACUGUAGCUCAUCUUAGAAAUUUACAUGAAUAUAUAGCCCAGCCAACAUCUUCAGAAGGAGAUGACAACAGCUACAAAGCUGGCUUUUCCAGAUGCCUUCAAGAAGUCUAUCAGUUCAUCGAAAAGGAAGCCAAUCUCAGCAGAGCCCAGAAAACUCGCCUGCUCUCCCACCUCACCAGUGUCGGCCCAGUGCUUCUUUCACAAAGCAGUCCCGACUCUGCUUCAAUUGCCAUGGAGGACUCAGCAUCUUCCUGUUCUUCCAACAGCAGAAGCGGCACGCCUCUUAUAGAAUCAAUGGACUACAUGCCUUGUAGUCCCCUCAGCGACUCUAAUCAAGAUGUAUCCUCGACUUCCUCCUCGUCCCCUUCGAAUUCCAGAACUCUAAACGGAUGGAACAAGCCGGAUCAUAAAGUUCCCUCCGUCAGGAACGUUUCAUCGAACAUAUUGAGUGAUUUCAACAGGGAGGGUUCUUCCUCACCGCCAUCCCAUUCCAGGCUAACUGUGAUCUGUAAAAAAGAGCAUUCCUCCUCGAGUGCAAUGAAGAUGGAAUUUAAGAAUGCGUCUACAAUUUCUAGUGAACUUUCAGUAGAUUCUUCGAACUAUUCAAGGCACAUGUUUCCACAGAUUUGUUCGGAUUCUGUACCUAUUUCCUCCAAGAAAGAGCUUGUCAACACCAACUUCGAGCAAAGAUUUUCCCCCGCCCAUAAUUCUACUUCAAACAAAACAUUCAAACCCAAUCAGGUUUCUCCUGGUGUGGUUUUAAAUGCCAACACUCCUUUUCAACAGGAUUAUAGUUCUGCAAUGUGCAACUCAAAUGGACCAUUAAAUUUAGCAUCAAGCUCUAGAGAGUCAUUAGUUAAGUCACGUUAUUCCUGCACCAGCAAUGGUAACAGGAACACUGUUGAAAAUUUUGACUACACUAAUGGAUGCCUUAAGCCAAAUCUCGCUGUUGAAAGCACUGCUAAUAGACUUUUCGUUAUGAGGAAUCCCCAAAAUCACACAGAAUCAUCAAUUGCUCAAAUGGACCCCGUUUGGAGACCUUGGUGA
This is a messenger RNA of Uloborus diversus, 1321 nucleotides long. RefSeq names its product protein deadpan-like. Lineage: Eukaryota; Metazoa; Arthropoda; Arachnida; Araneae; Uloboridae. The coding region runs from base 65 to 1321 and encodes 418 amino acids. The transcript is spliced from 4 exons. Gene Ontology annotation, cellular component: nucleus. Gene Ontology annotation, molecular function: DNA-binding transcription factor activity, RNA polymerase II-specific; RNA polymerase II cis-regulatory region sequence-specific DNA binding; protein dimerization activity. The record is from RefSeq and is a predicted model, not a curated record. Gene Ontology annotation, biological process: anterior/posterior pattern specification; regulation of neurogenesis; regulation of transcription by RNA polymerase II.